Messenger RNA from Kuraishia capsulata CBS 1993, 2205 nucleotides. RefSeq lists its product as uncharacterized. The transcript has a single exon. The coding region runs from base 1 to 2205 and encodes 734 amino acids. The record is from RefSeq and is a predicted model, not a curated record. NCBI's taxonomy places the organism in Eukaryota, Fungi, Ascomycota, Pichiomycetes, Pichiales, Pichiaceae. Gene Ontology annotation, molecular function: clathrin-cargo adaptor activity. Gene Ontology annotation, cellular component: cytoplasmic vesicle; AP-2 adaptor complex. Gene Ontology annotation, biological process: intracellular protein transport; clathrin-dependent endocytosis.
AUGGCAUCAGCUAUCUACAUUCUCGACGAGAAUCUGAACCAGUUGAUCUCAAGACAGUACAAAUACGAUCUCGACUCUUCUUCAGUGGUGGCGAGAUUCAAAAAUGCGCUUGCCAAGGCUCCCAUCGUUUCGCCAGUUCUUCAUCACGAAGGUUUCAACUUCGUUUAUCUCAGCUAUGACGAGAUAAUCAUUAUGACAGUCUGUUUCGACAACAUCAACAUAAUGACACUGGCUUCUUUUCUGCAGAAGUUUGCCAGGCUCUUGAAAGAUUACUUCAUCACUUUCGGGGUUUUUCGGAGCCGAAUGGAGAAGCUCGGUCUCAAAGUCAAAGCUGACGAUCCUGGCUCCUUCGUUGUCAACGGUGACAUUAUAAGAGAGAACUACAUACUGGUGUAUGAGCUUUUUGAUGAGAUACUUGACUUCGGGGUCCCGCAGCUCACUGAGUUUAACAUUCUCAAAGAGUACAUCAAACUGCAUCACAGAGAAGACUCGGCUGCCGAAAACAACGACUACGAAGACGGAUUGCAUGACGCAAAGAGUUCGAUUCUGAAGAAGAGAAGCAACUCGACCGUCACUCAGAGGAAGACCAGUGCCCAGCAACAAGUAGACACUACGACCUCAACUCUUAUCAACUCAAGCAUUUCGAGAACCUCAACGACGAAGAUCUCAUGGAGGCCGAAAGGUAUCUUUUACAAAAAGAACGAGAUCUUCAUCAACUUUAACGAAUUGUUGAGGUUUCAGUAUAACCUAGAAACCGAUGAAGUCAUGGUCAACUUCAUUUCUGGAGGCGUCGAUUGCAGAAGCUACUUAUCUGGUAUGCCUACGCUGACUCUGGGCCUCAACGAAAGACUGCUCACGAACUUCUACAGUGCAGAUGAUGAGACCACCAAGAACAAACUCGUUUUUGAUAACAUUAACUUUCACCAGUGCGUUGAGUUAUCGCAUAUUGCGACGAACAAUGCGAUCUCGUUCAUUCCUCCGGAUGGUGGUUUCACGCUGCUGAAUUAUCAGAUCGUUACAGGCAGCAGCAAAGCUUUAAAACCUCUAAUACUGGUGAGACCAAGUUACAAAAUCUUCAAAAGCAUGAAGAAGAAGACCACGCAGACAAAAUAUAAGCUGCAGAUUGCUGUAUCAUUACAGACAAAUUUCAAGAGGAAGUAUACCAUGAAGAAGGUGAAUGUGGUGCUUCCUCUGUUGGUGAGACAGAUACAGUGCUCUGAUCCAAAAUUGAAAGAUCUCACCACAUUGCUAAUCAAUUAUAACGUCAAUCCCAAGUUCAAGACCAAGCUGGGAAAUGUCGUUUUGAACUUGGAAGGUGAGACGGUGGAAUGGAGAAUACCGUCAUUGGAUGGUGGAAUCAAACCAAGCGAGACAUCUGACGAAUUCAAAAUGCUCUGUGAGUUCGAGUUGAUGACCAGAGAUUCCUUCUUGAAGACUUUGAAGGAUAACGAAUAUCACGGCAAACAGGACAAAAAUGCUCUUUUUUACGUUGAAAUUCAAGACGAGCUCAUGAAGCUCAGAGGUCAAGAAGGGCUUCAAUCACCUGAUCAGCACAAGUCAAGACGUGCAGAUCGGCAUUCCUCGGACACCAGUGCGCACGAUGACUUUGAGAUACAGGUUCCGCUUUCACCAGUCGUAUUAUCCAAGCCAUUGGGUGAUCUUGUCAAUCAAAAAGAGAAGUCUCUUAAGAGCAAACAGAAGGACUUGGUGAGAGUGUCAUUUGAGUUGACCGCGAUGACAUACUCUGGUCUCAAGGUGGAAUAUCUAAAGAUCGAUGAACCUCAGCUUCAUUUCCAGAGUUUCCCGUGGGUCCGGUACCUGGUGGAGAGCAAAGAUGGUGAUUAUCUUUUCAAGCUGGGUGAUUCUUGCUUUCAGAGCACAUUGACUUUGGAGGACUUUGAUCUGACAGGCACCAAAGAAGUUGAGGCCGUUAGGGACGACAAAGAUGACACACAUAUCUAUGAUCAAUCAGCACAUGUCUCUGAAACAAAUCUCGUGAAGCAGGGGAACAAAGAGUUCAGCUAUCGUGGACGGUCCAUCAGUUUUGCGGAGUAUGUUGUGGCUGGUGUGGAGGAGUCCUCACAGCCAGAAGGGGAAACAACAGGCACCAAAAUCGAACAAGAUGCUCCCCUCAAGGACGACAUGGAAAAUAUCCCCGAAGUCGCAAACGAAAAUGAAAAUGAAAACGACUCGGCAACCGAAUAA